AUGGAGAAAAGACAAGCGCCAAACAACGGGGAAGAUCAGAUCAUCUUCUUGAAAAUAAUUCAAGGAAUCCGUUUCACUCAGGACAAGCCGGCCCGUAAAAUCGCCCUGGUGGCAUCACUCGAUCACAGCUCACUUAACGCAGUCAGCCGCAGACCCAUAACGCCCGGAGGUGGUUCUGCUUCUUUCAACUCGAGCUUCGUUUGGACCUGUGACCGGAUCUCCGUCAAGCGCAUGAAAACGGCCAACCAACCGAUUAAACUUGAUUGUUAUGAAACGCAUCCCAACGGCCAGCGGCUUCUUAUCGGCUGUGUCGUUAUUCCGUUGCGGUCCGUGGCAGUGGUAACGUUGGCGAAGGCCAGGCAAAUUCAACCCCGGUGGUACCGGUUGAUUGGAAUCGAAAGCGAACGCUGGAGACGACAGAAGCCAGAACUGCAGCUGCUCGUGAUGAUUACCGAUUCCCGCUACCUCCAGACCGACGACGUGAAAGAUUCGUCCAGCGCUACCGAUGAACUGAGUGAGGAACGCCAACGUACCACCAUCUUUGCCAAUCCCGACGUAGCCCAGCUUCCGGGAACGGUUGAAUUACUCGAAGAUCGGGGCCUACUACAAGUCGGACAGCGGUCAACCGACACCGAUCUCUUUCUGCUGGAAAUUGCGUUGAAGUGUGGCCGACACUUGGAUCGCCUUGCCCCGGACGUAGACACCAGCACCUUCCACCUGCGCUACCAGCUGCUGGGCGAUCAUUAUUCUCCCCACGCAGAGCGUAAGGACCCCGGAUCGGCUGUGUUCGUAGUGCAGGAAAAAAUAUCCCUCAAUCUGCGCAGUUCGCUGGCCGCUUUGGCGUGCUUUUUCCAAGAUGCGCUAAAGAUUACGGUCGAUGUGCUGUGCGAAGGCAGCGACCGGGCCGGAGCGCUUCCCACAGGCAUGUCCACUAUCGGAAGUACUACGAUUGAUUUUGUCGAUUUUCUACACGGAAAAAGCAUGCAAAUGUUCGAAGAGAAAGAUACACUCGUGGCGGUACGCAACUUCCCCAUCCAUCCGAGCGAUCGCCCCGUGACGGAGCGAUCUGGUGAUCAAUGCGCCGAAGAGUGCCUCGCAGAGGCGUCACUGAAGUGCAAACUUUCGCUACGAUUUCUGGGAAGCGACAAUCGUCCAGCAACGAGUGACAGUGUAAAAACAGAAGGAAGCAAAGCGCUAACCGAUGCGGAUAGUAAGGCGCAAGAAAUUGAGACCGUUUCGUACACUGUGAACUGGUCACGUGAACAAAGCAUUGCGCCCCAAAGCGUUCCCGAAUUGCACCGAAGACAGGAGUUCAAAGCAGCGUCAGAAAAACAGGAGAAGAUCGAUAUCGAUACGAUCUUGCUGACGUCCGAGCAGGAUCUGCGAGACAUACGGCGUACGUUUGCGUUUUCGGUCACCGUAGAAAGUGUCCAGUUCAACAUCAACCCUUCUCCCGGCAUGUGGCAACUUACGCUGCAGCAUCCGAAGGGCGACACACCGUUCACGAGACUCGUACUAGAACUGCUACCCGACGCCAUCGCUCCGUCGCAUCGGGUUGACUUUGGUGGUGUCGCUUUAAAGCUUCUCUUCUCCACCCUACCCGACCAGAUGCUGGCCACCAUCGGGUGCGAACCCUCGAAGCUGACACUGAAUGGACCGCACGGUCUGUACGGAUUCGCCUGGCUCGACAACGGCAGCCUUUUGGUCGGUACACGCGAGAAACAACCUUCCGGUGUGGUGGUGCUGGUAAACGAGGCCGGCGAAACUGUGGCCAUUGCAACUGUUACAUGCUCUCUGGGAGAGGUGGGCCUCAACUACAACAGCCAACUGCGCUACGAUUCGGUGCCGAGAUCUUCGUCGUCGUUACCGACUUGUCACCAUUCGACCUCCCGCUCAGUUCCGUUCGAUGAAACCGUUGCCUACUAUCUGCUCGAGGAGCAGAAAGAGUGGAUGCGUAAGGAACGUGAUCGAUUUUCGGAGGAACUGCGCGAAAAAGAGCUGCAACACUUGGAAUCUCUCACGCGGGACUGGAAGGCGAAACAAGCGAUGGACGAACAGGUACUGGUCGAACGGUUGGCGUACGCAGACACGCUGGCCAAGAGUCUGGAAGAGGCAAGACGCACGGCGCUGGACUCUCGCACACCCCACACGACUCGGAUAGAGCAGAUCGAGCACCGGUUUCAGCGCCAGCUGUCGGCGAUACGGGCGCAAGCCCUUCGAUUACAGCGUGAGGCGGAAUGUCACAUCGAAGCGACACGUAAACAGUGCCUUGAGCUGCAGGAACAAUCGGCCGAACAAACGUUCCAACAGCAGCAGUUGCUGGAGAGGAAUCGGAUGCUGCAGGCAGAGCUGGAUGACGAACGGGAAGCGCGCAGUAAGGAGGUGGCGGAACUGCACCGGACGCUCGAGGAAGUCACACAAUCGAAGGCGUACUACAAGGAACAGUGGGCGAAGCAGACACGCGAGUUGCAUCAGCUGCGGCAGGAGCUGACCAUGUGCCGCACUCCGUACCACCAGGCCUCGUCGUUGGUGACUCGGCCCAAGAAGCCGUCUUCUCAAAAACCGACGACGCAUUCGUCAAGAUAUGGCCGAUGA
Anopheles cruzii is the source of this 2595-nucleotide messenger RNA. RefSeq lists its product as uncharacterized. Gene Ontology annotation, biological process: interkinetic nuclear migration; centrosome cycle; positive regulation of centriole elongation. Bases 1 to 2595 code for a protein of 864 amino acids. The transcript has 2 exons. Lineage: Eukaryota; Metazoa; Arthropoda; Insecta; Diptera; Culicidae. The record is from RefSeq and is a predicted model, not a curated record. Gene Ontology annotation, cellular component: centrosome; centriole.